AUGUCACUUGAAAUCUCAAGGGAACCCAUCGAUAUCGGGGUGGCUUUGAACUCGGCAUACACGUUGUUGAACGUGGCACUGCUGUUGUUUUUAAUAUUAGGGAUCUCGUUUUUUUACUCGGGUUUGACCCAGCGAAAGGCCGCUUUUCAGCAGCUAAGCUUCCCGUUGGUUGUGACAAUCGAGAUUCUUCUGCUAUGGCUGUGUUUCGGCUACUCUCUGUCCUUUUCGCAGACAGGAAGGUCCGGCUAUCUCGGGAACUUUGAGCAUGUUGGUUUGAAAGAGCUCAGCAGCAUGGUGAUAUAUCCUAACCAAAGAUUUGACGAUGUCUCCACUGGUGUUGUUGAGCAAGUUUACAGUGUCUACAGCGGACUGUUUGCCUGUAUUUCUGCCGUGAUAGCAAUGGGAUGCCUAUGUGAGCGAGGGAAGUUGAAACCAGCAAUGAUAUUCUUGGUAGCAUGGAUGUUUCUGGUGUACUGUCCUGUUGCUUACUGGAUCUGGAACUCCAACGGUUGGAUGCACAAGAAGUUUGAAGUGCUCGACUUUGCCGGCGGCCAUGCUGUGCACAUUGUUUCUGGAACAACCGCAUUGAUGUACUCGUGGUUCCUCGGGUACCGCAACGAAAACAGUUUGACCGACUACCGUUCCAGCAACCUGGGACUGGUGGUUUGCGGGACCAUGUUCAUGGCGAUUGGGUGGCUCGGGUUCAACUGUGGCUCGCUUUACACGGUCAAUAAGCUCUCGGGGAUCAUUCUGUGCAACACGUUGACGUCGAUGAUGGUUGCGGGACUCAGCUGGAUGGGACUGGACUAUCUGUACUCGAGGAACGGACGGAUCUCAAUCGUGGGGCUGUGUUCUGGCUGCGUUGCCGGACUCACGGCCAUCACGCCAUGCACCGCGUACAUCAGUUUCUGGUCGAGUUUCGUGGUGGGGCUUUUAAGCGGAGUGCUAUGCAAUCUGGGCACCCGGCUGAAAUACUGGCUCAAGAUAGACGACUCCCUGGACGUGGGGAUCCAUCUGAUAGGAGGCCUGGUUGGCAACCUGUUGGCCGGAGUGUUUGGCGACAAGUCCGUGGCCGCGCUGGGCGGACUGUCAGUUCACGGCGGAUGGAUAAACAGACAUUUCAUCCAGCUGCUGUACCAAUUUUUGAGCUCCUUGAUUACCACGAUCUACGUUGCCGGAGUGUGCUUCAUCAUCCUGUUUGUGCUUGUGAGAAUACCCGGCUGUCAUCUGCGGAUGGACAGCGAGUCGGAGAUGGAGGGCUCCGACAGCGCCGUGUUCAACUCGGAGUACAUGUCCGAUUACGUGGAGUUUGUGCGGCAGCUAAAUCCGGACGACUAUAAAGAAGAGUAG
Messenger RNA from Ogataea philodendri, 1350 nucleotides. RefSeq lists its product as uncharacterized. Gene Ontology annotation, cellular component: plasma membrane. Lineage: Eukaryota; Fungi; Ascomycota; Pichiomycetes; Pichiales; Pichiaceae. Gene Ontology annotation, biological process: ammonium transmembrane transport. The transcript has a single exon. Gene Ontology annotation, molecular function: ammonium channel activity. Bases 1 to 1350 code for a protein of 449 amino acids. The record is from RefSeq and is a predicted model, not a curated record.